This is a messenger RNA of Salvia hispanica, 1358 nucleotides long. RefSeq names its product polyubiquitin-like. The record is from RefSeq and is a predicted model, not a curated record. Lineage: Eukaryota; Viridiplantae; Streptophyta; Magnoliopsida; Lamiales; Lamiaceae. Gene Ontology annotation, molecular function: protein binding.
CAAUUUAAUCAUCUCAGCAUUUUGCAAUCUCUAAAUUCCCCUUUAAUCCUCUCUCUUUUUCCCAAUUCUCGUUGAAAAUGCAGAUCUUCGUAAAAACCCUAACAGGGAAGACCAUUACUCUGGAGGUCGAGAGCUCCGAUACAAUCGACAACGUUAAGGCAAAGAUCCAAGAUAAGGAGGGGAUUCCUCCGGAUCAGCAGCGCCUCAUCUUCGCCGGAAAGCAACUUGAAGACGGCAGAACCCUCGCCGACUACAACAUCCAGAAGGAGUCGACGCUCCAUCUCGUUCUCCGCCUCCGCGGUGGGAUGCAGAUCUUCGUCAAAACUCUAACGGGGAAGACGAUCACGCUCGAAGUCGAGAGCUCUGACACAAUCGAUAACGUCAAAGCCAAAAUUCAGGAUAAGGAAGGAAUUCCCCCUGACCAGCAACGGUUGAUCUUCGCCGGGAAGCAGCUUGAAGACGGCAGAACCCUAGCCGACUACAACAUCCAGAAGGAAUCCACUUUGCACUUGGUUCUCAGGCUUCGUGGAGGGAUGCAGAUUUUCGUCAAAACCCUAACCGGUAAGACGAUUACUCUGGAGGUCGAGAGCUCCGACACAAUCGACAACGUCAAGGCCAAAAUUCAGGAUAAGGAGGGAAUUCCGCCGGAUCAGCAGCGCCUCAUCUUCGCCGGGAAGCAGCUUGAAGAUGGCAGAACCCUAGCCGACUACAACAUCCAGAAGGAGUCGACACUCCAUCUCGUUCUCCGCCUCCGCGGCGGGAUGCAGAUCUUCGUCAAAACCCUUACGGGGAAGACGAUUACUCUAGAGGUGGAAAGUUCUGACACAAUCGACAACGUCAAGGCAAAGAUUCAGGAUAAGGAAGGAAUUCCCCCUGACCAGCAGAGGCUUAUCUUUGCCGGCAAGCAGCUUGAAGAUGGGAGGACAUUGGCCGAUUACAAUAUCCAGAAGGAGUCGACAUUGCAUUUGGUUCUGAGGCUGCGCGGUGGGAUGCAGAUAUUCGUCAAGACGCUUACUGGAAAGACCAUAACUUUGGAGGUGGAGAGCUCUGACACGAUUGAUAAUGUGAAGGCGAAGAUUCAAGACAAAGAGGGGAUUCCACCAGACCAGCAGAGGCUCAUAUUUGCUGGGAAGCAGCUCGAGGACGGGCGUACCCUCGCUGACUAUAAUAUCCAGAAGGAGUCCACUCUGCACCUUGUCCUUCGCCUCCGUGGUGGUGAAUGGUGAUCAUCUCUGAAUUGAUUACUACAUAGCUUGGCAAGUUAGUUUUUGUAAUCAAAAGCUCGGUUUAUGCUCGUAUUCUACUGUAACUGCAAGUUUGUGAUAUUCUGUUGUUAUUAAGUAAAUCUUGUUUCGUUC